CUUCAACGCCUCCCCGUUUCCUCGCAGGGAGGGCGCCUGUCGCCACAAGUUCCCUGCCCGGCCAGCGGAUUAGUCAACGCGUGCCUCUAAAAAGACACGAUUAUUCCCCAAGACGGGGAAAAUAAAUUACUGCAAUAUUCAGCUACUUUGAGGGAAAAAGAAACAAACAAGAAAGUUCCCACCACCACCCCCGUCGCAACCGGAAGUUAGAAAAGAAGAUUCCUUUAUUUGUAACCGAGAUCUCGAAAGGGCCGUGCUGCUUAAAACCGAGGAACCAGAUUUGAAAGAAAAAGCCACCGGUUUUGUCCCUGGAGAGAGUAAACUGCAUCAGUCCUGGAAAUGUCAUUCUGUAAGGCAACUAAAUCUUUGGCAAAACAACUGGACCCAAAAGGAGAUCUGAUCCCAGUAGACAGCAUUAUAAACCAAAAUCAUUUUAGACCUCUCUGCCUGGUUCAAAGGAAGACAAAGAGUUCGUGGUGGCAGAACUGUCCUUUCCAUAAAACUGGAUAUGAACUAGGGGAUGUGCUGUCAUUAGAGGACCAUGCUGCAAAAUUAGAGGUCAAAGAUUCAGAUCCAAUCAUUAUUGUGGACCAGGUAGAUGGAACAGUGGAAGGGGAUUUUGGUGGACGUGUUGAUGCAACAGCCGUAGAAGUGAAAGGCACUGCUAGCCUAUCCCAUGCAAGGUCUGUGAAGGUGAAAAAAAUACAUGUUUCCUCCAGAGUCCUCGACUCUUUAACAAGCAAAGGGAAUAUCAACAUGGACCACGAGUUUAUUAAACAAUCAAAGAAGCUUCAAAGGAACCUUUAUGUGAUCUCAGAAGCAGUAGAGGUUGUGGAAGAGACACAGUUUGAUGAAUCCAGCAAAGCAGAAGGCAGCAUCUUUUACGAAGCCUGGAUCAAAAUGAAGCUGAAGGGUGCCAGAGACACCAGGAAAGCAAUUGUCAUCCCAAAGGCCUGCAUCCUGGCAUUUGCAGUUAAGCAACUGCGAAUCCAAGAUAAUACAGCAAGUCUUUACUACUAUCCAAAUAAGAAAACAAGAACUUUUGAACAACCAGGAUUUCAGUCUGAUGCAGCAGCAUCAAGCCUCCCUUCUCGGUCUUUGGUGGGCUGUAAAGACCUAGUGGAAGAAGUUAAGUGGGAAUAUGCCACGUUCACUUUGUUAUCUGCAAAUCUGUGUUGCAAGUUUCUAACUGGAUUCGUGGCUAUCAUGACGGAGAACGACCUCUUGCUAAAACUGGAGCUCCAGCUGGAAGAGGCUAUUGCCAACAAUGAUCAAUCCAAGCUGAAGGCAUUCAAACCAGAGUUGCAAGGCCUGGUGGAGAAUUUAUGUGAUGCCAGUGGAGCCAUUAACACUGACCUUGCUGAGGCAGUCCUCUACUUUCUUCAAGCUCUAAGUGAAUUGAUGGAGGACCAAUUGAUAAUCCUGGCAGAAUCUGUGGGGAAGAAAAUUGUGUCCCAGCAGCUGGCACUGGUUGAAAGCAUCCUAAAAAAUGAUUUCAGCUGCACAGAAAAAAAGUUUGCUGUACAUGCCCAGCAUUUAACCGAAGAAGACUUGAAUAUAACUGGAGCUAUGAUCGAAAUGAGUGGAGUGACCAUGGGGAAAAAUGGACCCCACCUUUUGGGGACUGGAAAGCCUGCUGCUUUCACAGCCCUCAGUGCCCUGUAUGUGGCUUUGUAUGGAUUCAAUCUCCUAUCCACAUAAGAGGGUAACUCAAAAACCUUUAGGCCUAAUGAGUUAGUUUGAUUCUACAAAAGCAAUAACCUGAGUUUCUUGAUGGAAGAGCUUGAUAUACAGAAGAUUAAGGCUGCAAUCCUAUAAAUACCAAUCUGGCAGUAACACCAGACUUACUUCUGAGUAGAAUAUAUAGAAAUGUGCUGCAAAAUACAUACAAACAUACAAUCCC
Elgaria multicarinata webbii is the source of this 1903-nucleotide messenger RNA. RefSeq names its product gasdermin A (gene GSDMA). The record is from RefSeq and is a predicted model, not a curated record. Gene Ontology annotation, molecular function: phosphatidylinositol-4,5-bisphosphate binding; phosphatidylinositol-4-phosphate binding; phosphatidylserine binding. Gene Ontology annotation, biological process: pyroptotic inflammatory response; defense response to bacterium. The transcript is spliced from 11 exons. Bases 340 to 1701 code for a protein of 453 amino acids. Lineage: Eukaryota; Metazoa; Chordata; Lepidosauria; Squamata; Anguidae.